UUCUGCGUUAACAUAGAAUGGCUGUAUCAUCCCAUUACGCCACGACUUUCUUUCUGAUUUUCGUAAUUGCAUUAGGUGUAGCAGGCGGUCAGAAAAACCACUUGUCGGCUGAAGACAACAAAGUUCUCCGGAAUGAUUACGAAACUCUCAAGGACCAAUUUGAAAAUUUUGUCAAAGUCCAAUUUGGUCGUCUGAGUGAAGAAGUGCAGCAACUUAAGCUAAAGGUUCAAGAACAAGACUUACUUUUGGCGUCGUGUAAAUCCCACUUUGGUCGAGAAGAGCUUGACAAGCAAGUAGUUUUAAACAAUGGAGCGAAGGUGGGACUCGAAACCAAAAGUGGAUUACCAAGGACUUGUCACGAAGCCCGUUUGGCUAAUCCCUCGUUGACAUCCGGCGUUUACUGGAUCGACCCAGACGGCCAGGGUGUGGGAGAAGAUCCAAUCCAAGUCACCUGUGAUAUGUCGUCAGGAAUUACAUUUAUUGGGCAUAACAGUGAGUCGGCAAUAAAUGUUGGGCACUGCUUGGACCCUGGAUGUUACACGAGAUCAAUUGCAUACGAAGCUUCGUCAAGACAAAUAUCUGCGCUUAUCGAACUUUCGGAUGAAUGUCGACAAUCAAUCAAGUAUGAGUGUUUUUCGGCUCCACUUGAAUUUAACGAGAUCGCUUAUUCCUGGUGGAAUGACAAAAACGGACAAGCGCAAUACUACUGGUCGGGAAAUAACAAUGCUACUCAUACGUGCCAGUGCGGCAUUGAAAAUUCUUGCGUCGACUCUAACGUCAAAUGCAAUUGCGAUUCCUACGCACCCAGCAACUUAUCCGACAGCGGUGAAAUAACUAAGAAAGAAGAUCUUCCAGUUUCGCGGUUGAAUUUCGGAAGAACGUCCCCGGAAGCGUCAAGUGGAAUUCAUACGCUGGGAAAGUUAAAAUGCUCCGGUCAGAGAGUCGUUAACGGAAUGCCCACUUCGUGCACGGAAUUGUGGCAGAUCGGCCAUGUACUCAGCGGCCUUUAUUUGAUCAGAGGUGUUUCUCAAGUGGAGACAGUUUACUGUGACUUUAGUAAACUACCCACAUCCCAAGGUUUUCAAACGUGGAUAGGGUUUACUGAUGUGAAAUCGUCACCUGUGUUUUUCUACGUGCAAAGAAACACCGACUACUUAACAGCCAACAGUGUUGUCCCAUUUGAAGUCACCAAGCUAAACCUGGGCAAUGCCAUGAACACUGCGACAGGAACAUUCGUAGCUCCAAGAUCAGGAAAAUAUUUUUUUGCUUUGUCGGGUAUCAGUAAUUCUGUUGAUACAUACACAUAUGUUCGGUUACAGUUGAAUGGUGAAGUCGUUGGGACGAGUUUAAGCACGAAUUUAUACCUAACUUUUUCGCUCCAAUCUGUUUUGCAACUUCAUACGGGCGAUCAAAUUAGACUGUUUCUAGCGGCAGGCACAAUUCAUGAUAAUAAUCAACACUUCAUGAACUUUGUUGGCUUCCUAAUUGAAGAAAGCUUCUUUUAAUUUAAAGUCCAGAAAAAUCAUUUCGUGAAGUUAAUACCUCUAAGACACACGAUGGUUUCUGUUUUGAGCGGUUCUAUGUAUCCUGUAGCCUGUAAUCUAUCUGAAAAAAAAAU
Messenger RNA from Daphnia pulex (common water flea), 1618 nucleotides. RefSeq lists its product as uncharacterized. The coding region runs from base 18 to 1505 and encodes 495 amino acids. Gene Ontology annotation, molecular function: extracellular matrix structural constituent; protein binding. The record is from RefSeq and is a predicted model, not a curated record. NCBI's taxonomy places the organism in Eukaryota, Metazoa, Arthropoda, Branchiopoda, Diplostraca, Daphniidae. The transcript is spliced from 6 exons.